CCCUAAUGAAAAAAAAGAAAACCGGGUGAAUGUGCUGCAGUGUCAUUCUUUUAUUUUAUUAUUAAUCUGACUGAGACGCAAGAAGAUCCUUGCUGAAGCUGACAGGGGGGACAUAACUUGUGGUUACAUCACCGGUUUUGUGUUACCACGUCGAUCUGCCGAUUUCUUGAGGACAACACGCAGUGACACUUUAUCAUUUGAAACCAAAGAUGGCAUGGCUACUCCUUGGUGUGGUGGUGUUAAUUCACGGGGCUGUGCAGUGUGAAGACAUCUUCGAACAAGAUCUGGAUCCUGAAGUUAACAUGAACAUUAGUCAGAUUAUUUCCCAUUGGGGGUAUCCGACUAAGGAACACGAAGUAGUCACUGAGGACGGCUAUAUCCUGAGCGUUAACAGAAUCCCAUAUGGAAUAAAAAACAAGGGAUCCAAAGAGCCGAGGCCUGUGGCAUUCCUCCAGCAUGGUCUGCUGGCAGCCGGGAGCAACUGGAUCACCAACCUGCCCAACUCCAGCCUGGCUUUCAUCCUGGCCGACGCUGGCUACGAUGUGUGGAUUGGCAACAGCCGGGGCAACACCUGGUCCAGGAAACACGUGACGCUGAGCCCAGACGAGGAUGCAUACUGGGCUUUCAGCUUUGAUGAAAUGGCUAAGAAGGACCUCCCUGCAGUGAUAAACUUCAUUACCAAGAGUACAGGGCAGGAGCAGAUCUACUAUGUGGGGCACUCCCAGGGCACUACCAUAGCUUUUAUAGCCUUCUCUACCAUGCCAGAGCUGGCAAGCAAGAUCAAGAUGUUUUUUGCCCUGGCUCCUGUGGCUACAAUUUCCUAUUCUACAAGCCCCAUGACAAAACUGUCCAUUUUUCCAGAGUUUCUGGCCUGGGAGCUGUUUGGAAAGAAGGUGUUUUUCCCCCAGAGUACUUUGAUUAAGUGGUUUGCUACUGGAUUCUGUAGUCAUGAGCGACUCGAUGUCCUGUGUGGCAACAUUUUCUUUGUCCUGUGUGGUUUUGACGAGAAAAACCUAAACAUGUCUCGUACCCCAGUGUACACGACACAUUGUCCUGCUGGUACGUCUGUUAAGAACAUGCUUCACUGGAGACAGAUGGCCAAGUCUGGGAAACUUGCGGCAUUUGACUAUGGCUGGAGAGGAAACAUGGCACAUUAUAACCAGUCAACUCCCCCGCUGUACUAUAUAAGGGACAUGAAGGUCCCGACAGCCCUGUGGUAUGGUGGACAUGACACAUUGGCAGACGCCAAAGAUGUGGAUGUGCUCCUGAAAAAGAUCCCCAACCUGGUCUACCACAAGGACAUCCCUCACUGGGAGCACCUGGACUUCAUCUGGGGCCUGGACGCGCCAGAGCUCAUGUACAAUGAAAUUGUUAAACUCAUGAAUCAGCAUGCUUGAAGCCUUCGGGGACCAGAAACUAGGCCUUUUUGAAAUGUUUCUUAAUGGGUACGUUGUUAUCCGAGCCAGAUGUUUCCAAAUACAUUGAUCCAAAUCUAACUAAAACAAGACAUCUUUCUGAUGAUCAAAUUGAGGUGAAAUUGAAGGGGGAUAAAAUGUGGUUGCAUAAAACUGUUGAGAAAAGGCUUUUACCGGUGACUUUCUAUGCAGUGAUGUCAUUCUGUUUAAAAUGAGUGACUUAAUUAUUACAAGAUCAACAUACAUUUAAUAAUAUAAUGCAGAUCAUUUAAAAAGUAACAUUUAAACCAUUAAGAAAAGUAUGCCUUAUGCUUAAGCUACUUUUUUUAAAGAAGACUCCUCUACAAGCAGAGAUGAAUAGAAAAUAUAUUUUUAACUAAUUUCAGACGAAGUAAGGUACAAAUUUAUCGUAUCAUAUAUACAUAUAUAGAAUAAAAUAAUUGUAAUGGUUUAAAUAGAAUAAAAUAAUUGUUGUACGUAGGAGCGUUAAACUUUUGUUCUCAGUAAUUUCUUACUAGUUUUAAUUCACUAAAUUUGUGUUCAUUUUCUAAAAUGUGCAUUACACCAUACACGUGUUAUUGCCAAUUUUCACUUUUUUAAUUUUAAAAAGAGUAAUGCAGUCUUAUGUAAAUUAGUUUGACUUAUACAUCAUGAUAUAUUUCCAUUUAUACCAGGCUGCAAUUUGCACUAUUUUUUGUGAAUGGAAAAUGGUAAUGUCAAACAACUAGUAUAAAAACAACUUAAGUAGACUUCUGAGAAACUUACCUUUCCUAAAUGGUCUUGUUGUUAAUGUAACAUUGCCUUACAACCCUUUAAUGCAUGACAUAUUAAAAAUAGCUGAAAAAACUGAAGUAUUUUUGGGUGCAAAAUGUUUUCAAUUCUUUUUUUCCAAAACACUACCUCCUAGGCUAUCCUGCAGUUGUUUUCCAUAUGUCCCCUUAUAUAGACUAGAAUAUAUAUAUAUGAGGUCACAUGAAAAGGUUAAUAAAAUAGUGAAAAUUGCACACUUAGUGUUGUUAAUAGAAGACAAACUGCUUUUGUCAAAUUUAUAAAUCUUUUCAAAUUAUUCCAAAAGAGCAGCAUCUUACCAAAGAUUGUAUUAAAUGUAGUGGUUUUUGUUUGCUGUGUAUACAAUUAAUCUGUAAUUUGAAAGCAUCAACAGGAUAGUUUAGGCUUGACUUAAUGUCCUGUUGUAAGUAAAAAUAAUAAUAAUCUUUAUAUAGUGCCUUUCAUAGUGGACCACCAUCACAAAGCGCUUUACAAGAUAAGAGACUAGGGUGUGUGAACUAUGCAUCAGCUGCAGAGUCAUUUACAACAACGUCUCUCCCAAAAGAUGGAGCACAAGGAGGUUAAGUAACUUGCUCAGGGUCACACAAUGAGUCAUUGGCUAAGCUGGGAUUUGAACCAGGAACCUCCUGGACCACACAGCCUCAGCCUACCUCUGUAAAGCACUUUGUGAUGAUGGUCCACUACAAAAGGCGCUGUAUAAAAGAGGCUUGACAAAUGAGGUUCAAUUCAAAGUUCAGGUCGUAUACAAUACAUGCUGUCUUUUUAAAUUGCACUGUAUGCUGUUGUAAUGGGACAAACCUUAAUUAAUUCUGAUGUACAUGACUGGACUUGAAUAAAAACCCUUGAAUUAA
Messenger RNA from Acipenser ruthenus (sterlet), 3055 nucleotides. RefSeq names its product lysosomal acid lipase/cholesteryl ester hydrolase-like. NCBI's taxonomy places the organism in Eukaryota, Metazoa, Chordata, Actinopteri, Acipenseriformes, Acipenseridae. The record is from RefSeq and is a predicted model, not a curated record. Gene Ontology annotation, molecular function: hydrolase activity, acting on ester bonds. The transcript is spliced from 11 exons. The coding region runs from base 210 to 1397 and encodes 395 amino acids.